AUGGAUUUCUACAAUUGUGAAGAUAUUAGAAUAGCAAAAAAAAUACUUACCAGCGAUCUAGAUGCGUUAAAUCUAGAAAAAGAUGAUAAAAUAAAGCCAAACAGUUCUGGAAACUCUAAAAAGGACAAGGUUAGUGAUUUAAUACUAACAAUAAAAACAAUUCUGAGCAACAAAAUUGAAAGCAAAUUGCCUCAGUAUGCUGCUCUCAACCUUUUUAAAAUUCCAAGCUCAAAAAAAGCUAAAUUUGAGUCAAUUCUUGACGAAAAGUUAAAAAAAUUAGAAGAACUAUUUAUUGAAGAAAGAAACAUCUUCCGAGAAAUAGUAAAUGAUGCGGCUAUUAACAAUAGCCCAAAAGUAGAAAGAAAGCAGCAAUCCGAUUGCAAGACCGAAUCGAGCAAGCAAUCUGACUGCGAUGGCGAUGUAAGAAAAAUUACGAAAGUUGGAAAAAUAGGGGAUGGCAUGGUCAGGCCGAUCUUGGUCAGAUUUGAUGAUGAGAAAAUAAAGGACAUAGGACAUAGUUUUUAA
Molecule: messenger RNA, 525 nt
Organism: Helobdella robusta
Lineage: Eukaryota; Metazoa; Annelida; Clitellata; Rhynchobdellida; Glossiphoniidae
Exons: 2
Coding region: 1-525 (174 amino acids)
Source: RefSeq, a predicted model, not a curated record